Messenger RNA from Dendrobium catenatum, 806 nucleotides. RefSeq names its product phosphoglycerate mutase-like protein 1. Gene Ontology annotation, cellular component: cytoplasm. The record is from RefSeq and is a predicted model, not a curated record. NCBI's taxonomy places the organism in Eukaryota, Viridiplantae, Streptophyta, Magnoliopsida, Asparagales, Orchidaceae. The transcript is spliced from 6 exons. Bases 1 to 468 code for a protein of 155 amino acids. Gene Ontology annotation, molecular function: phosphatase activity.
AUGCUUAAUAUUCCAUUUAUCAUGGGUGUUCACCCAUGUGAUAGGAGGAGAACCAUAAGGGAAUAUCAGACACUUUUCCCUGCAGUUGAUUUUUCACUGAUCGAAAGUAAUGAAGAUACCUUAUGGGAACCUAAUGUGAGAGAGCCAAAUGAAGAGGUUGCAAUUAGGGGAAUGAAAUUCAUUAACUGGUUAUUAACAAGAAGAGAGACAGAAAUAGCAGUCAUUACACAUAGUGGAUUUUUGUACCAUACACUGAAUAAAUUUGGUAAAGAUUUCCAUCCACUAAUCAAAGAUGAAAUCUGCAAACACUUUGGCAAUUGUGAGCUCCGUUCGAUGGUCAUAGUUGAUAAAAGCUUGCUUGGUUUUGGAACUGAUCGCACCAAUUUUCCUGGAAGGAUUCCCCGAGGGCUUGAUCUUCCCAGUGACAUUGCACAUGACAAGCACCCGAAUGCGACCGGCGACCAUUAACCUCUUCUGCAACUCUGUUUCGCCGACGAUGUCGACCAUUUAUUACCUGAUAUUUUGUUCAUCAUGCCAUUGAAGUAGUUGCUUACAGGCACAUUAUAGAUGCCCUUAUUUUUAUGGCUGAUUCAAGCCAUUAUUUUUAUCUGUCCUCAACUUCAUAUUUGCCCAACUUGAUGGACAUGAUUCCUCUUAUUUUUUCAUCUAACUACUACUUGACCUUGAACAAUAGCACAGGGGAGCUAUCUUAUCUUUAUUUCUACAUCUCUAUGAAUUUCGAAGGGAUUAUUUUGUUGGAUUACUUUAGAGUAUAAAGUACUUCAAAUACAAACAUUUUAUAAAUU